AUGGUAUUUAUUUUUUAGUAACUACAUCUUCUUUGUGGUAAGAUAAAUAUUAAUUUAGAAUGCAAAUAUCUAGUUGUAACAGAUAUUACAAAUGAAAGUGCUGUAAGUUUAUGGUCAGAUGAAACUUAAAGCCUCCCUAAAUCGUAUUGUUCGAACAUGUUAUCAGAAAAUUACAUAGGUUAAGAUACUAGUUAAAACUAAAUAUAUUGGAUGAGAACAUAUUCUUUACCUAAAACUAAUAAGGUUUAUGUAUAUUUUGAGUUUUCUUUAUCUGGGAAUUGGAAUGAUGAGGAAAUUCAAAUAUAUGCUAAUGAUUAAAAAGUUUACUCAGAAAAAUUCAUACUCACAGAUACCAGUCGAGAUUGUAAUUAAAGGUAUAAAUUUUGAUUGAAGCAUAGAUUUCUUUAUGAAUCCUAAGUAUAUUUUGUAAUAAAAAUGAGAUUGGAAUCAUUAAAAUUAGAAAUAAAAGUCAGUAAGAUUAAUUUAGGGAUUUAUAUAAAAAAUUUAAUUUUAUCAUAAUAAUAAUAAAGAGGGAGAAAUGAAAUUCUUGAAAUUAUAGAUUAUAUACCCGCAUGUAAUACUAAUCAUAAAUUUGAACAAUAUUAUUGCAAAUGCUCAGAUAAUUUUGUUUAUUAAUCUAAUUCCUGCAUAGAAACUUGUAGUUAAAAUUAUUUGUUUUAAGCAUCUGAAAAAAUGUGUUUUCUAAAAGAUUAUUGUUCUGCAUGUAUAGGUGCUUAAACAACAUUAAUUUGUAAUACAGGAUAUUAUAAAUAUUAUGAAUCUGAUAUUAAGUAAUCAAAUUGUGUUAAGAAAUGCCCAAAUAAUUUUUAUUAAGAUGAAAUAGCAAAAGCAUGUUCAAAUAUGAAAUCCUAUCUUUAAACUAAUUAAAAUGGAGGAUGUAAAUUUUUAAUAUAAAAUUUUAGAGUAGGUUAAUCAUUAUUAUUUUUUUAAAACUAUUUAAGAAUUUAUGCACUAUUAUAAAUCUAUUCAUUUUCUGACAACUGUUGUAUCAGUUCCAGAAAAAAUAAAAGAAAGAAGUUUUUUUUAUAAUGGUGGAAGAUUUACUGUAGGUUCAUUCGAUACAUUUUAAUCAUAAAAGGUGUAGAUCACAUAAAACAUUAAGAAUUCUUAACAUAAAAUACGUUUCAGAGCAAUAGCUUAUUUUAUUGAUUUUAAUCCUACAAAAUUUGACAUCACUAUUAAUGGUGUAAAGUAAACAGCUGUAACUUUAACAAUUAACAAUGAAAAUAGAUUAUAAUCAACAAAAUCAGAUUAUAUAGCUUAUUUAGAUUACACUUGGGUAAGAACAGAAUUAUAUCCAUUAACUUAAAAUACUUUUCUUUUUGAAAUAGAAUAACCACAAUAAGGUGGAAAUUAUAUUGGAAUCUUUUAUUUAGAUGAUAUUAAUGUUUAUCAAUUUCAAUGUUAAGCUGGAUGUAGUAGCUGUUUUACAUACUCUAUUUGCACUCCUUGUAUUUAUCCAGCAAAUAAAGAUCCUGCUGAUUGUUCAUGUUUAACAGGAUAUUUGAUGAAGGAUAAUUAGUGUCUAGGUAUUAUAUAAUUUGAAUAUAGCUUGUCCAACUUAUUGUACUAUGUGUAUAACAGCUGGAGUAUGUGUAGAUUGUUUAGUAUCAACAAAAAGAAUUAAUUCUCCAAUUUGUGAUUAAUGUCCUAUAAAUUAUUAUUUAGAAAAUGGAAAUGUAAAUUGUUAACCUUGUUAAACUGGAUGUCAUUAAUGUAUAAUUGGAACUUCUUGUGUUUAAUGUGCAAAUGGAUAUUUUAGAAAUCAAACUAAUUAAUGUAUAACAUAAUGUCCAGAUGGAUAGUUUAAUGAUUCUAGCAAUGUAAAUGAUCCUAAAUGUAGUAUUUGUGAUACUAACUGCAAAAAUUGUCAAACAUUAGCAACAACUUGUACUGCAUGUAAGGGAUUAGCUAUUCUUGUAUCAGGACAUUGUUAUUUAUGUACUGAAGGUCAAUAUUUAUCAGAUACUACUUGUGUACCAUGUAUAAAUAAUUGUUAAAAAUGUUCUACUAUCACUUGCACAACUUGUUAAGAUUCUUUUUAUUAUAAAUCAUCAACUAAUGAAUGCCUUACUAUUUGUGAUCCAGGAUAUUUUGCUAAUACAUUUACAUAAACAUGUGAUUAAUGUCAUUCUAGUUGUUUAACAUGCUUAGCUGGUACAACUGAUGGUUGUCUUACAUGUCCAUCAGGAAAAGUGCUUAAUGUCCAAAAUAUCAUAAGUGGAGAAUGUUUCAGUAACUGCUUACUUGGAUUCUAUAAAGUAGAUGAUAUUUGUGUCAAAUGUUGGAAAGGUUGUUCUGCAUGUAUUGAUUCAACCUAAGGUUGUUUAACAUGUGCAAGUAAAUUUUAUAGAUUGAGAACUACUGGUUGGUGUUAUUAAACAUGUCCUGAUGGAUAUUAUAAUAAUAAAAUAGGUUAUGUUUGUUCUCCUUGUAAUUCUUCUUGUAAGACUUGUAAUGGAUUUUUUGAGGAAAAUUGUCUAUCUUGUAAUCCUCCUUUAGCUUAUUUUGAAAAUUAAUGCUUGAUAGAAUGUUAUGAUGGUUAUGGUAGCUUCAACAAUAUCUGUGAACCAUGUGCAGCAAAUUGUAAAAAAUGUUUUGGUACAUAACCAAAUUAAUGUUUUNGUUUUACAUACUCUAUUUGCACUCCUUGUAUUUAUCCAGCAAAUAAAGAUCCUGCUGAUUGUUCAUGUUUAACAGGAUAUUUGAUGAAGGAUAAUUAGUGUCUAGGUAUUAUAUAAUUUGAAUAUAGCUUGUCCAACUUAUUGUACUAUGUGUAUAACAGCUGGAGUAUGUGUAGAUUGUUUAGUAUCAACAAAAAGAAUUAAUUCUCCAAUUUGUGAUUAAUGUCCUAUAAAUUAUUAUUUAGAAAAUGGAAAUGUAAAUUGUUAACCUUGUUAAACUGGAUGUCAUUAAUGUAUAAUUGGAACUUCUUGUGUUUAAUGUGCAAAUGGAUAUUUUAGAAAUCAAACUAAUUAAUGUAUAACAUAAUGUCCAGAUGGAUAGUUUAAUGAUUCUAGCAAUGUAAAUGAUCCUAAAUGUAGUAUUUGUGAUACUAACUGCAAAAAUUGUCAAACAUUAGCAACAACUUGUACUGCAUGUAAGGGAUUAGCUAUUCUUGUAUCAGGACAUUGUUAUUUAUGUACUGAAGGUCAAUAUUUAUCAGAUACUACUUGUGUACCAUGUAUAAAUAAUUGUUAAAAAUGUUCUACUAUCACUUGCACAACUUGUUAAGAUUCUUUUUAUUAUAAAUCAUCAACUAAUGAAUGCCUUACUAUUUGUGAUCCAGGAUAUUUUGCUAAUACAUUUACAUAAACAUGUGAUUAAUGUCAUUCUAGUUGUUUAACAUGCUUAGCUGGUACAACUGAUGGUUGUCUUACAUGUCCAUCAGGAAAAGUGCUUAAUGUCCAAAAUAUCAUAAGUGGAGAAUGUUUCAGUAACUGCUUACUUGGAUUCUAUAAAGUAGAUGAUAUUUGUGUCAAAUGUUGGAAAGGUUGUUCUGCAUGUAUUGAUUCAACCUAAGGUUGUUUAACAUGUGCAAGUAAAUUUUAUAGAUUGAGAACUACUGGUUGGUGUUAUUAAACAUGUCCUGAUGGAUAUUAUAAUAAUAAAAUAGGUUAUGUUUGUUCUCCUUGUAAUUCUUCUUGUAAGACUUGUAAUGGAUUUUUUGAGGAAAAUUGUCUAUCUUGUAAUCCUCCUUUAGCUUAUUUUGAAAAUUAAUGCUUGAUAGAAUGUUAUGAUGGUUAUGGUAGCUUCAACAAUAUCUGUGAACCAUGUGCAGCAAAUUGUAAAAAAUGUUUUGGUACAUAACCAAAUUAAUGUUUUCAGUGCAUGAUAGGAUUUUAUACUCUUAAUAAUUAAUGCUAUUUAAAAUGUCCUAAAUCAUUCAUUGGAAUUAGACCUUAAUAUAUUUGUAAAUGCAUUUAUGAAAAUUGUAUAAAUUGCACUGCAUCUUAAUUUUUCUUGAAUAACUAAUGUUAUUCUAUUUGUCCAACUGGUUAUUUUGGAUAUAAUGGAUUAUGUAUAUAAUGUUAUCCAACUUGUGGAACUUGUUUUGGAGAAAGAAUAGAUGAAUGUAGUACAUGUAAUAGUGGCUUAAUUUUUUAUAAAAAUACUUGUAUAACAGAUUGUUUAGGAAAUCUUUAUCAUGAUGUUUUAAAUAAUGCAUGUAAGAGCUGUCACAUUGAAUGUAUUGCAUGUACAGGACCUAAUAAUGAUAAUUGUACAGCUUGUCCUGACGAUAAAUUAUUAACUAUCUAUAAUUAAUGUUAAGAUUAAUGUACAGAUGGUUCAUACCCUAUUUUAAAUGAAAAACGAUGUUAUUUAUGUCAUGCAACUUGUAAAACUUGUUUUGGACCUUCUGAUGAAUUUUGUUUAACUUGUACAAACUUAUUCUAAGCAAAUAAAUGUGUUGAUAGUUGUUCAUCCGGAUUUACAUUAAAUGCUAUUGGUACAGUUUGUGAUUCAGAUUUUCCUCUUAUUAUUGGGACAUGUUCAUAUUAAUGUAAAACAUGUGAAUUAGCUCCAAGAUUUUGUAAAGUAUGUGGAGGAAAUCGUACUCCAAAUCCCCCUAAUUGUAAUUGUGAAGCUGGUUAUUUUGAUGAUGGAAUCAAUGUUAAUUGUCCUAAAUGUACAAACAAAUGUUUAACAUGUAAAGGAUUAGCUAAUUUUUGUCUUAAAUGUAAAGGUGAUAGACUAUUACCUUAAUGUAUUUGUCCUGAAUUGUAUUAUGAUGAUGGAGAAUCAGUUAAUUGUAUUAAAUGUUAAGAUAAUUGUAAAACUUGUGAUGAAAAUGGAUGUACAUCAUGUUUAGGAGAUAGAAUUAAUAAUCCGAUUUGUGAAUGUCCUAAUGGUUAUUUUGAUUCUUAUCAAACCUAUUGUUAAGAAUGUGCUAAAAAAUGUGUUACAUGCAGUGGAACAGCAGAACUUUGUGAUAUUUGCUCAGGUUUAAGAGAUUAUGCACCUAUUUGCUUAUGUCCAGAUGGUUAUUUUGAAAAUUCUGAUGAAGAAUGUUAACAAUGUGAUUCAACCUGUAAAGAUUGUAACCAAUAUGGAUGUUUAUCUUGUUUUGGAAAUAGAGUAGGACCUAAUAAUGGGGAAUGUAAAUGUGAUAAAAAAGGAAUUAGCAGAUUUAGUAUUGGAUCUGCCUAUUGUACUGAUUGUUCAUUAGGAGUACCAUAUUUUGGAUUAAAUGAAGAAUUUACUGGAUUUUAUUUUGAUUUUGGAGGAUCUGCUACCUAUGAAAAUGUAUAAGGUACUACUGAUAAAUGUGAAGCUUUCUUUGAAAUAGAAACACUUCAAAAAUUAGGCACUAAACCUACCUGUAAUUCAGACUUCUCUGUUAUCUUUGGAGAUAAUGCAAAUAUUAAAGUUGGUGAUACUAUCAAACUAAAACCAUCUUUUAUGUUAACAGGAUGCAUUUAUAAAUUUAAAUAGAUUCUUUCAAUGCCUCUUUUAAUUCCAUCUACUAUUGAUCUAAAUACCCAUAAACCAAAGGUUAAAUUUAAUGAUUUAAGUUCCCUAAAUAUUUGCUCAAAUGUGGUUAUUAAAUUUGAAGAAUUAAUUUAUAAUGGAAAACAAAAUUUUAAAAUAAUUUAAUGGAAUUAAUAUGUCCCAUCAACAAUUGAUCCAUAAAUCUAAACUAUAAUAAAUGCUCAUACUCUUAAUCAAAGUGAUUUUCUGAUUUUUCCACCAAAAGUUUUUUAAACUAAUGUUAGAUAUAAAUUUGGUGUUACCAUUGAAAGCUUCGCUAAAUUAUAAAAUACAAUUUAUUGUUAAUUUUAAGCAUCUCUAUAAUCAAAAAUUAAUUUUUAUCCAACUUCCAAUAUUAAUCAAUCUCAUAGAUAUGAUCCAAUUUCACUUUAAUCUCAGAUUUCCUAUUCAAAUUGUAUUGACAUGAUUUAUCCAGAACAAAAAUUAUUCUAUGAAAUAAAAUUGAAAAACACGAAACAAUAAUUAUUAAAUGGAACAUUGACAGAAAAUUUAAAAGAUGGGUUUGUCUUUGAUGUUCCUCUUAAUUUCAAAGAAUAUUAUUUUAAUUUUACUAAUCCUUAUAUUUUAAUUUUCAAUACUUUACUAACCAGACCUGAUUAUACUGUUAUUAAUUCAUAAACCUUUGAAAUAUACAUUGUUCCAUCAAUUCCAAUAAUUACAAUAAUUGAUGGUAAUAGAAUGAUUGGUUUUACAGAAACCUUAAUUUUAAAUACUACAAUUACAGAUAAAGAUUUAACAUCAGAAGAAUAAUCUAAAAUGAAUUAUGAAUGUAAUUGGAGUUGUUAAGAUAUUGUUAAUGGAACUGCUUGUGUUAAUACUUAAAAUUAGAUAAUUAUUUUCGACAAGAGUUGUAACCAAUAUUUGCCUCCUCGUACUUUUGCUCCAUAUUAAGUAUUUAACUUUGAAGUAGGGAUAUUAAAAGAAGAAGUUUUUUAUUCAACUAAAAUUUCAAUAUAAUUAACUGAAACAGAUUUACCUGCCUUAAUAGUAUCAGGAGCUAAUGAAUUAGAGUCUCAUAAUUAUUAUGAUGAAUUUAUUUUUAAAUUAAUAUAUCCUGAAAUUAAUCCUGAUGCAUUAACAUAUGCAGGAGCAGUAAUUUACGACUCAGUUGUUUAGGCUACAUUCUAAUUUUAUUAUUUGGAGUUUAAAUUCAAAGUCUAAGACUAUUUUACUAAUUUUCAAGAUUAAUUAGGAACAGGUGUGAAAUUAAGACUUUCAGUUUAUGAUCCACGUUUUAUAUUACCAUCUUUAAAUACACAAAUUUUAACAAUGAAUAUUCCACCAAACAAUUGUGUUUUGGAUAUAAAUUAAAAUUAAGGAUUUGUUGAAUUCAUUGAAUUCCUUUAUGUGUAAAUUCUUAAUUGUACAGAUAGUGAUAUCCCUCUUUGGUAUAGUGUUUGGGUAUUUCCAAAUGAAUCAAUUUAUUAAUAGGAUCUAGUUUAAUCUAAAUUUUAUAAUUACAUCUAGGUUUAACCAUAUUAAUAAACAAAUAAAUUCAAGUUUUAUUUACCAUAUUUUAAUGAUAAGAAGCAGCUUCUUGUGUUCAACAUCUUGGAUAAUAAUGGAGGAGUUAUUAAUAUAACAUAAACAUUUGAAGUUAAAUAAUAUUUAUAGAUUGAUGAAACUACUUUUAGAAAUUACGAGAAGUAAAUAAUUGGUUUAGAUCAAUAAUUAAUUGGAUAUAAUUUAAUCACUGAAAGAUUAAAGACAUUAAAUGGGUUAUCUGAAUACAAAGAAGAGAUAUUUUAUAAAUUAUUGACUUUUGAUAAAAACUAAGCACUUCUUGGUAAUUAAUCAGAAAGUUUAUAAAGAUCUAUAUCUAAAUUAUUGAGUAUGAAUUCAACUCUAUUAAAUUUAAAUGAAUCUUUGUUACUCAAUUAGAUAAAUUAAAAAAGAACUUAAGCUUUUUCAUAAUUGAUGAUAUUUUUUAAUUUAUAAAAGAAAAAUGAAUUAACUUCAGCCUAAAAUAUUGAAAAAAUGUAUUUAAUUUCCAAAUACUAUACAUUUAUAGAUAUAUUAUCAUCUUGUCUUAAUAAUAGAAUUCAAAAAAACUAAACAUCAGUUGAUAUUUAAAAUGAACUUUAAUAAAUGCAAUCUGAUUUAUAGACAAUAAGUGUAGCUAAUGAACCACUCUAUAAAAUUUAAACAAAAUCAGCAAAUUUUAAUUUUGGAUUUCUUACAACAAAAAAAUUAGAAGAAAUAACAGGAUCUAAAACAAUUACUUAAAAUACUUAGUUGGAUGAAGAGAGUAACUAAUAAAAUAAUGAUUUGAAUACUUCUACAAAUUUCUAUAAAUUUUCCCUGAUUAGAUAUAUUGAUAAUCCAUUCUAUGCUAAUAAGAACUUUCCAAAGAAUAGUAGUGGAUAUUAAGCAGUAGAUACAAAAAUCAUGGCAGAAAAUUAAACUAAGAUUUAAAAAUUAAAUCCUUAAAUGAAAUUCAAAUUUCCAACAACAAAAAAAUUAGAAAAUAAUAAAUCAUUAAAAUGUAUAAUUGAAAUUAAAAGUGAAGAAUGGAAUGCAGAUGUUUGUAAUACUGUAGAAAAAGAUGGAGAAACUACAUGUUAAUGUGAAUCAUUAAAUCCAACUUCUGUAAUGGAAUCUUAUAAUUUUAUUGCUGAUAAAACUACUAAGGUUUUUUCUUUAGAUACUUUAUUGGCUUUUUAAUCAUUUCCAUUUUAUAAAACAAUUGUUUUUUAUCUUUAUAUUGGAAUAACAGUUGUUUAUUUAUUAGUUGUUUAUUGGGGUGUUAAAGUUGAUAAUGAAAUGCUUAAUAAAAUACAUGCAGAAUAAGAAUUAGCAGAAUAAAAAUUAAAAGAGCAAAAAUUAAAAUUAGAGAAUAUUGAAAGUGAUCCAUAAAUUAAAGAAAUCAAUGAUAACAAGUUAGAUUCUGAUUCUUUUUAAUAACUUGAAGAAGUUAAAGAUUUUGAUACACCACAAAUUUCUUCUCUACCAAAAUUAGAAAGAAAUAUAUUUAGUAAUCCUAAGUCUUAUAAAAAAGUAAUACUUGGUAAUCGAGUUUCGAUGAUUCAUUCUCCUUAAGAAUUAAUACUUAAGCAAUCUCCUAAGUCAAAACGUGAUUAUUAAAUUAUCUUAAAUCUAUAAAAUAUUGAUGAUUCAGAUAAAUAAUUGAGCAAUAAAUAAAAAGAACAUUAAUAACAAUAAGAUUAAAUGCAAUAACCAAAAGGUUUAAAGAAUUUAAUGAUUAAACAUUUAAUUUCUAGAAUUAAAGCUUAUAUUGAAUAUCUUAAGUUUUUUCAUCAGUUAUUACAGAUUAUUUAUAAAUCAGAUCCAAAAAAACCUCGUGGAUUAAGAGCAUCAAUUGUUUAUACAAGUAUUUUGGGUAGUUUGGCUGUUUUAUUUAUAUUUAAUUAACCCAAUAAUCUUAGCUUUACAGUUACAUUAGCAUUGAUAACUGCUCCUGUUAAUAAGAUAUAUUAAAUUAUUUUAGAAAAAACACUCUCUCAUAAAAAGAAGAUUGUUAGAUAGAUUGGAGCAGUUUUUAUGAUAAUAAGUGCUGGUCUUAUUUCUUAUGUUAUGUUAGCAGGUUUGGUUAUGAUGGAUUCAGUUGAAACUUCAAAUUAAUGGAGUUAUAUCUUUUUCUUAACUUUUACUUUGGAUAAUUUAUUUUAUUCACCAAUUACUUUAAUUUUCUAAUAUGCAAUACAUAUGGAAAUCAUCAAGAUACCCAUUCUUUCUUAGUUAUUUGAUAAGAUUCUUGAUGAAGCAGCCAAGGAAUUUUUGUAUGGUUUAAUAGAUGAGUUAGGAAGACAAGAAUGA
Paramecium sonneborni is the source of this 9291-nucleotide messenger RNA. NCBI's taxonomy places the organism in Eukaryota, Ciliophora, Oligohymenophorea, Peniculida, Parameciidae. The record is from the annotation of a GenBank genome assembly.